AUGGCACAACCCGAUCUCACGUCGCAUCACGUCAAUUACCUAAUAUGGAGGUAUGCAACUAAAUCGUUCACAGGUCAUGGUGAGGCUGCACUCACUCUCCAGCGCGCGUGGAAUCAUGACCCGCAGAGUUUGCCGUUUGCCCCGUACAUAAAAACUCAUGCUCUAGUGUCCCUGGUUCAAAAGGGUCUGCAAUACUAUGAACUAGAGCAUUCGCUCGACAGGGAUGGAAAUCCUACGUCGUUCACAUCCUCUGAUUAUUUCUUCGGGCCAACGCCGCUGGAACCCGAAACACAAAAGGGUCAAAGUGGCCCCGGGGAGGUAGGCGUUGGCACAGACCAGGCGCCUGUCUCGCCUACAAGCAAAGUUCCGCGAGAUGGCGGCGUGAUCAACGGUCACUUGACAGCCGAGGCCGCCGCCGCCGCGGCAGCGGCACCCCAAGCUACCCCCAGUGUUAAGAAACCGCGCAAGAGCGGAGAACUCAACGGCGAUGAAAUGGCUAUGGAAAUUGAUUCAAACGGAGUGUCGACUGAAAGCAAACCAGCAGCAGUGGAUGAGUCGCCUCCGACAGCCGACAUGGUGGUGGAUGGUGACGGUGAUGUGAGCAUGGACAUCCGACCGGAUUUGCAGGACCAGGAACCAGCCCCAGCCCCAGCCCCGGUGGCGCCGACCUUCACGUUAACCACCGGCCACAGCGUUGGCGUCCAGAUCACCCCCGCCAAGGCCGCCGACCUUGGACCCGACACCGCCAUCCUCGAUGUGGCUAGUGAGGAUCACGUGACUCGCGCCCUCUGGCGCCCCAAGGACCCUACCGUCGUGGUCGCAGCCGGCGAUAGCUUCUGCAGCUUGUGGAGGCUGUCGUCGACCUCAGUUCCGGUGCAGGAGAAACUCGUGGAGAACAAGGGGGAUAGCGCCUGUGUUUCGGCAGUUGCUUGGGACCCUUUGGGCCAGAAGCUGGCCGUCGCAACCUACAACGACAUGCGAGGCUCCAUCACCAUGUACGAUGUUUCGGGAAAUGCCGUUGAUCUACUUCCCGAGGUCCCUCGGAUGAUAACUGGUCUGCAUUGGGCGGAGAGCGGAUCCCAUCUGAUUGUGGUCGCUUCGGACAGCAGAAUCUCCGAGCUGGCUCUCUGGGACGACUCCCUACGACCGGACGAAUUUCCCUCCCCUCAAGUUGUCGACGGAUCGGUCUUUGACCUUUGCUGGCUGGGCCCCCGUCAGGCUUUCGCUUGCGGUAAUGGGACGGUCUAUCAGUGUGAGGUCGAUUCAAGCAUCCAUAUCUCCAAGACAUUCUCGUCGAGCGACCCUGACCGGCCCUGGACAUUCAUUCGCUGUGCUAAUUCCGGAACUUCUUCCGUGGCAGUGACUGCAUCCUCUGCCAAUGCUACUAUAUGGGUUCCUACCCAUGACAUGCAUCUUGACGGCGCGCAUGAGGGCGAUAUCACGGCAAUCGAGCUCAAGCCCAACAUGGAACAGCAGGCAGGACAGAUUGCACAACCUCUUGUUUUGGCCUCUUCGUCCACCGAUGACACAGUCAAAUUAUGGCAGCUCGAUCUGGAGUCCAAACAGUUCAAUUGCAUUCAUCGUUUGUUUCUUGGUCCGUCGUCACCGGCUCUUGCCAGCACCUUUUCCCCCGAUGGAUAUGCCCUUGCCGCUGCCAGUAAGGAGGGCUUGUUCAUCUGGAAUGCACAGCGCGGUGGCACUGCGCUAGCCACAUGGAAGGCGCCAGGCCCCGUGGAGAAAAAAGGGGAAGAGGAGCCUAGUCUCAUUGUGAAUGGGCACAAUGGCACUGCGGAGUCGGUGCCGGAUCGCAGCCUAGCAUGGGAUACUGAUGGCAAAAAACUCGCUUUCGGUUUUGGCAACCAGUUGGCCAUCGUAAACCUGCAACGCUGA
Messenger RNA from Aspergillus ibericus CBS 121593, 1890 nucleotides. Its product is annotated as WD40 repeat domain-containing protein. The record is from RefSeq and is a predicted model, not a curated record. The transcript is spliced from 4 exons. Gene Ontology annotation, biological process: regulation of transcription by RNA polymerase II. Bases 1 to 1890 code for a protein of 629 amino acids. NCBI's taxonomy places the organism in Eukaryota, Fungi, Ascomycota, Eurotiomycetes, Eurotiales, Aspergillaceae. Gene Ontology annotation, cellular component: Set3 complex. Gene Ontology annotation, molecular function: transcription corepressor activity; protein binding.